GUCGUUUUUGGAAUUCAAUAGUAUAGACAUAAGCUGCAGUUGCACCAAAUAUGUGAGCCAAGUGGAUGUCGUGGAUCUCGGGUUCAAAUCCCCCUGAGCCCAACAACUAGUGGUGGUGGUAGUUUUCACUAUUCUGGUGAUGUCAUCAUCUUGCCGUCAUGUUGCUCAGCCCGCGCAGGAGCUGUCCACGGUAGGGCAGAAGCUGAUAGAGGAAGUGAAUGACCUCUGGCUAUGGAGGUGGAGGUAUAGAUAUGGUCAUAAUUAUGGUGGAAGCUUGCUAGCUAUGGUGGCACUUGUCUUCUCUCAAGGUAAGUAUGUGGUUAUGUGCGAGGACUAUAAGCUCAGGGAACCAACCCACGAGGUCAUGGACAUGGUUGUUCAAGCCCGCCAUCAACUGACUGGAUACACUGGUCAUAUUCACGGAGCCCAGCAUGUAUUUGCUGAAUCGUACGGGCACAAGACAAGACGACUGCGCGAGCAUCCAAAAGAUUACACGUCCGAUUCUUUGAUCGACUUUGCCGACGACCGCCCAAAUGCAAGGCCCUAUGAGGUGCCGCCACUACUUCACUAUGAGCAAGACGAGCCUCAGGUCUAUCAUUUCAGAGAUCCUGACGAAGAUCAUUGAGGCGAAGUUUCCGUGAAAACUCUGAUCCAUCUGUCAGUGAGGGCCUCAUGCCCCCACGCACCUAACACGAGUGAG
Molecule: messenger RNA, 700 nt
Organism: Chara braunii
Lineage: Eukaryota; Viridiplantae; Streptophyta; Charophyceae; Charales; Characeae
Source: the annotation of a GenBank genome assembly